AUGGCGGAUGAACUGGAAUAUCUCCAUCCAGAUUUCGAUCUGAACUCUCUCACCGUGCCUCGUCUCCGCUCGAUCCUUGUCAACCACGAUGUUCCCUACCCUGCCUCUGCAAAGAAGGCUCAACUGAUCGGCAUCCUCGAAGAUGAAGUUCUUCCGCAAGCCAGAAAACUCUUGCGUGACCGCGACAGGGUUCGACGGACCAGUGCAGGUAUUACAGAUAUGGGCAGUCGGUCUACAUCGGUGGCAAGCGACGUGAACGACAGAGAGUCGAUGCCUCCUCCACCCACACCCUCAACAGUCGGAUCCACAAGCAGAAGCAUGCGAGGCACAUCGCGUCGCAGCACCCGUCACUCAACGGUAGAUACAGAUGAUGGUCUGGAACCUGCCACACCUAUAAGGAACACAAAACGCACGAGCGUCGCUCGCUCGGUGGGUAAACACGCUCGCACAUCUGACACGGAAACCGGCGACGACACACUCGCGACUCCAAUCGCUGCUACCCGUCCUACGCCUCGCAAGUCUACAGCUAGAAAAAUCGGACGGAGCGAGAUCCUCCCUUCGACAGAACUGGAUGAACACACUCGUAUUAAGUCAGAACCACGCAACGAGAGCAUGUUUACGGAUGAUAAUCCCUUUCAAAGUGGAAGCCCUGAGGCCCCUAAAAGCGCAAGGAUGAGUUAUGAUGGCAAGCGGAAGAGCGUUUCGCGCUUAUCUACAGACAGUCCAGCUCGGGGUCGCGGACUCAGGUCGCGGAAAUCAGCAACCCCGUCCAACGUUCAGCAAGACGAUGGCUUCCAGCCACCGAAGCGGGAUUCGUUUGAUUUCGCCUCCCGGCUGAUGCCUCCACAGGAGGAACCUGAGGAGGAAUCGGAUGAAUCCGAGGAUGAUGAAGGGAGCGAAAUUGGCGCAGGUGAAGAAUUCACACCUGAGGAACAGCUCGCUAUGUCUAUGGAGGAUGACCAGUACUCGCCACAAAUUCAGGCUAGACGACGGCCCCAAAAGCAAAGCACUCUCAGCCGCUUGGCACCUUGGGUAGUCAUCCUGUCACUGGUCGGUAGUUUUGGUACCUGGUGGCGCAAAGAAAAACUCGAGAUUGGAUAUUGCGGCCUAGGAAAGCCCACCUGGUCUUUGGCAGACACUAAAGUUCCUGAAUGGGCGAAUGUGCUGGAGCCCCGGUGCGAGCCGUGCCCAAGCCACGCCUUCUGCUACCCAGACUUUGUAGUCCGCUGCGAAAAUGAUUUCCUGUUGAAGCCGCAUCCUCUCGCCCUCGGAGGCCUAGUGCCGUUGCCGCCAACAUGUGAACCUGAUAGUGAAAAGGAACGCCGCGUGAAGGCCGUUGCUGAUAAAGCUGUUGAGGAGCUUCGUGAGCGCCGGGCAAAGUGGGAAUGCGGUCAGCUAAAGGAAGACGGGAAGGGCGCCAGAUCUCCAGACAUCAGCGAGCCAGAGUUGAGGGAAGAGGUGGCUAAGAAACGCCGCAAGGGCAUGAGUGACACGGAAUUUGAUGAGCUGUGGAAGGGCGCCAUUGGGGAGAUCCUUGAAAAAGAUGAAGUUAUUAGCAAGACCAAGCAAAAUUCCGCCAUCCUCAUCCUCUCCUCCACCUCCAUUGCACGGCUCCCACUCGCAUGCGCCGUCCGCCGCUACUUCCGACUCACUCUCCUCGCGUAUCGACUCCCUAUUUCACUUUUAAUCAUGACCAUCGGUCUUCUUGUGUACGCUCGUGCGCGUGUCCUCGCACGUCGGUCUGACAUUGCUCGCGUGCCCGAAUUGGUAGCUACAACCCUCGACCGACUAUCCACGCAGGCUGCACUAUACGCCCGCGGUGAUGCCAAAGAACCUCAUAUUGCCAUCGGGCAGCUCCGCGAUGACGUUCUCCGCUUUGAACUCCAGGGCAAGCGUCGCGAGGAGCUCUGGCGACGGGUCCGCAGCUUUGUCGAAGGCAACGCCAACGUCCGCGCUUCUGUGCGUGAAGGACGUAGCGGUGAUGUUUCUCGGGUCUGGGAGUGGAUCGGUGGGAUUAACGCUGUCGGCGAGCCGGAACAUAUUGGCCGCCGUGAGAGUGCACGAUUCUCCGUCCCUUCUCCAUCCGGUAAUAUUGUGACAAGCCCUCAGACGCCUGCGAGUGAAAGCCAGCCCGAGCCUAUUUCUAGCCCAAGAGAGUCUCGCCGCUGGGACGAGAGCCGUCCGAUCUAUUGA
Penicillium roqueforti is the source of this 2193-nucleotide messenger RNA. RefSeq names its product putative sister chromatid separation protein (Src1). Gene Ontology annotation, cellular component: nuclear inner membrane. The transcript has 2 exons. Lineage: Eukaryota; Fungi; Ascomycota; Eurotiomycetes; Eurotiales; Aspergillaceae. The record is from RefSeq and is a predicted model, not a curated record. The coding region runs from base 1 to 2193 and encodes 730 amino acids. Gene Ontology annotation, molecular function: chromatin binding.